AUGGAAGCAAUUAAUUACAUUCGUAUUAAUCAAUAUGAUGGAACUGGUACAUUUGGAGCUGGUGCAAGAAUUGGUCCAAUCUAUUAUAGAACAUAUCAAUAUAAUUAUACAAUUAAUGCUGGCAGUUGUGCAUGGAUGGGACUUGCUGAUCAUGCACUUGGUGGUGGUCUAGCUGUUAAUGCUCAAGGUGAAUUAAUAACAAUAAAUAAAACUCAUGAACCCGAAUUAUAUUGGGCAUUACGUGGUUCUGGUGGAGGUUUGUUUGUUAUUGUCACAGAAUUUAAAAUUCGAUUAGUUAAAGCUCCGCCACUCGCUAGGCGUUUUUCAUCUAUAUGGUAUCCGAUUGCAACAAAAUUAGUAAUGCAACGAUAUCAAUCAUUGUUAUUUGAUGACAAAAUAUCGAAUUUUAGUAAUAAUUUAGUUUUAGCAAUGGGUGUGUCGAAGACUCAUGUAGAAAUUUCAAUACUUUAUUUCGGUAUUGAAUUUGACGAAUUUAAUAAAACUAUAUCGUUACUGUUGACAACGUUACCAACUCCAAAUAGAACUGAUUUGUAUGAACAAGAUUGGUUAACUUUUGUUUAUAAAUCAUCAGGAAUUGAUGAUGAUAGUGGCGAUAAACCAAUAAGUAGUCAUAGUCUUGAUAAAUUUAUCGAUCGAUUAGCAUCAGGCGAUGGUCAAAUUAAUAUGGGAUUUAAUUCUUGGGAUGGAUAUUUAAGUACAAUUCCAGCUGAUGAAACAGCAUUUCCACAUAGACAUUUUAAAUUUGGUAUUCAGUUCACAGUUUAUCCUAAUAAUGAGCAACAUGAACAACAACAAAUGAAUUGGUUAAAUCAAGUGUAUUUGGCUAUCUACAAUGAUUCAACAAAAUAUUCAUAUGUUAAUUACAUUGAUAGAGAUGUACCGAAUUGGAUGAAUGUUUAUUAUCACACACAUCAACAGCGAUUAAUUAAUAUUCAACAUAUGUAUGAUAAGAAUAAUCGAUUUUAUUUUGAAAAAACAAUAGAAGAAUCAAACAGGGGAAAUCAACACAUAUUUUUGAACUUUUAUCUUGCAAGUUUUGUAGUUGUUGUAUUUUUCAUCGUGUAA
Molecule: messenger RNA, 1086 nt
Organism: Rotaria sordida
Lineage: Eukaryota; Metazoa; Rotifera; Eurotatoria; Philodinida; Philodinidae
Source: the annotation of a GenBank genome assembly